AUGGCGGCAAUCGAUUACACCAGAUGGGACCAUCUCGACAGCAGCAGCGACGAAGAAAGCUUUUCAAUGCCCACUCCGCCAACAUCCCCGAAGCAACCGAUACGGCCAAGCAUCUUCGUGCAGCCGAGUCAGCCUCUCCCGCUAGACGCAGAGCUUCGUGCCCAAGUCCUUCGGGAAGAACAAGAACUCGCCGCUUUCGUGCAACGCCAUCCUUGUCCUUCAGAAAACACCAUGAAGGCCUGGCUUCGCAACGCGGCAGAUCACGAAGGCCCGGCCGAAGAAGAUUCCCGGACUUUCUCCCAACUCAUGAGGCACCUGGGCUGGACACCCAAGAAGCUGGGCUGGUUCCACUACCCUUCCUUCCGUACCUUGUGGCAAUCAGCAGGCCAGAGAUGCCCAACAGCUUUUCUGGACCAGCGCCGAGUGGGCAGCGAGCUCUACGAACGAGGAGGGCGCGAGUGCAUGCAAUUCCAUUACUAUGCCCUGCACUAUGCCAUGUGCGGCGACUCCGUCCUUCGCGGCAUCAACAAGCCCCUGCCCGUCUACGGAUUCGCAAGCCACCUGGAAAAGUAUGGGACGGCAUCGGAUCUUGGCUGGCUUGAGUUGGACGGUCUGGACAAGAAGACCGCUGCCUUGUGCGAGACAGCCCCGGUAUACAACUGGCCCUGCGGGGCAAUCGAGGACUGUGAAGCCAUCAUGCAGCCCGAAAGCAGCCGACGGUGGGCCGACAUGACAGACGACGACGGACAGGCGACCGGCUGGGAGUUCGAAGCGUUCAAGAAGGACUACCUGGCAAGGAAGUGCAGCCUCACACUUUUGACGUCCGUGCCCUCCCCAGCCGGAACAAUCAAGAUCGACGAGGCGGGGAAAGCCUCCCCGACAACAGCAGCACCUCGACGGGGCACGUCCAUGUUUUCUGGCGCGAAGCAAAGAACACGCCGGCGAGAAAAGGCGCCAAAGAAGCGACUGCCGUGCCUGCCACGAUGGACGGCCGAUGACGACGAAGCGCUGGAACAGGCUUUCCAGCGGGCAGAGGCGCCGAAAGAACAACCGCCACGGCGACUGCAAGCGACAACAGCCAUCCAGCAACGCUUGCAAGAAGCACCGCUGGACGACUUCGUGCAGAAUCGACUGCGCGACGAGGAGGCGCCGGGCCGGAUUCCGACCACGAAUCGGCAGUACACCCGACAGGAGCACUUUGAGGGCAUGCUGACCAUGAAGAAGAUGACGGGCGACGGCAACUGCAUCUUCCACGCGCUCGCGGAGAAAAGCGGCGAGAACGCGGUCCACCUGCGCUCCCAGAUCAUCCAGUACCUGAAGGAGAACGCGGCGUCCCAAGAGCACGAAGAGCAAGUGGAAGCCUGGUUGGAGGAAGCCGAACACCUCGAAAGCAACCCGAGUAACUGGGGCGGCGACACGGCCGUCGUCGCCUUCACCCUCAUGAGACAGCAGCAAGCGUUCGUGCACUGGCGGGCGUCGGACGGCGAGAUCCGCACGAGCGAGCGCACACAUGUGGAAGUGCGCGAAGAGGCCCGACGGCGCCCCCACGCAGUACCGAACGUCUAUUAUCACGCAAUCCACCUCUGGUACAACGGGAAGGACCACUACGAUGUGCUCGUGCCCAUUGACCAGAC
Molecule: messenger RNA, 1634 nt
Organism: Symbiodinium sp. CCMP2592
Lineage: Eukaryota; Dinophyceae; Suessiales; Symbiodiniaceae
Source: the annotation of a GenBank genome assembly